CAGGCGCUUGUAAAACAAUGAACUUCUUUGAGUGUGGACAAUUUUGAAUGCAGGCAGGCUGACAAGCGGGUAAACUUGCGUUCCCUUCCCCGGCGAUGACCCCCUGACUGAAUGCGCUCAGGAGCGAAGUCAGGGAAGUUUCCAUUUUGCUCUCAGUUUUUAUAAACCCAUUUAAACUUGGCGACAACAAACACAUUUGCAGCUUCUUCAGAUCUGCGUUUCAAAGUCUCGGAGGAAACGGGAGCAGUGAGCCAGAGCCACGAAACGGAUUAUCGACGAUAGUCCACGGGACCACGGCAUCGCACAGCUGGUUUACUUUAUACGAACCGCUCGGAUCUCUUUUAGACAGGGCUGCCCGCAAGAUCAACAGAGAAAAACAAUUUUGCACAUAAUUCGAUUUAAUUGCAUUGUUAGCAGAGCUUGUGGAACCUGCCCGCAAGUGUUGAGCAACUUUAAAAAGCAAUGGUGGGAAGACUGAACUUGCGGAAUGUGUCUGACGACGAUCCGCUGGAUAUGAAUUUUAAAGCUGAUCGGCCGCUGGACAGUCCUGACUCCGGUCUGCCUCCGAGUCCGAGUCCGAGCCCGAGCGUCUGGUUACUGCAGGGCACCGGGGCUGGAACCCCGAUUACUGAAGACGAGAGCAGAGGGACAGCUGUGGUUCCUAAUAAUCGCCAAUUGCAUGCAUUGUCCUACGGAGAAGGAAUUGAACUUGAUCCUCUGCCACUAAAAGAAAUAAGAUACACAUCGUCUGUGCGUUAUGAUUCAGAUCGGCACUUCAUCCAGGACGUGACCCUGCAGCCCAAGGGUUUGGGUCUGGAGAUGUGCAGCCAGACAGUGUUGGCCCUGCCUCAGAGCACCUGGAGACAUUACAAGACCCAGUUGGAGUUCCAGCCCCGUCAGCGUGUGCAGCGCUACCAGAGCACCACCAUAGUGUACCCCAAACACACCCGGACCUUCUACACCACCCAGCUCAAUUAUGACGGGCACAAGUUGACCAAGCGCUUCUUCUCUGCUGUUGAGCUGCAGGCUUCUGAUUGCAAGGCUGGUCUUUGAAAGACACACUGGCAUAUGUGCCUGACAUUACGCCCAUAUGUACCAAUUAUAAACCACCGCCUGCAUUCAUAGAGUCCCAAGAGGGGGGAAAAAGGAAACUCUGACUGAAAUUGUUGCCAGUUGGAAAGGGGUUCCCAAAACAGAAGUGCAGUUAGUGAGUUCAAGGCUGGAGGAGGGAAAGCAACUGUGUUGUUUAAGGUUUGGUUAGGUUUAACCGUUGUUUUUAAGGUUUGGUUAGAAGCAGCAUAUGA
Messenger RNA from Rhinichthys klamathensis goyatoka, 1304 nucleotides. It is a transcript of the gene rflnb, whose product is annotated as refilin B. Lineage: Eukaryota; Metazoa; Chordata; Actinopteri; Cypriniformes; Leuciscidae. The record is from RefSeq and is a predicted model, not a curated record. The coding region runs from base 463 to 1053 and encodes 196 amino acids. Gene Ontology annotation, molecular function: filamin binding. Gene Ontology annotation, biological process: actin filament bundle organization; skeletal system morphogenesis; negative regulation of bone mineralization involved in bone maturation. Gene Ontology annotation, cellular component: actin filament bundle. The transcript is spliced from 3 exons.